AUGACUGAGGAUGGAUCGAAAGAGAACAAGCUUGCGAGUUGUUGUAUUUCACACGAGUUCUACAAAGCGGCUGCGAAAUCUCCCAACAAAAUCGCUGUUGUUCAUGCGUAUGGCGGCAUAAAAAUUGCAAGAGAGUUUCGCAAAUUCUACAGUAACAAUGGCAAUCAAACGACAAUUUCUAAUGUUAGCGAUGAUUCAUCAUUCUUUGAUGAAUUCUUUGCCAGCAAGACGUUGCCGUCCCAUCCUCUGGUGUACGAAGGCGAUCAGUGUUUCACGUACUCGGAGAUUCUCUCUUCCGUUGAUUCCCUUAGCUUUCGGCUCCGGCGCAUUCUCGAUGGUGGAGAUGNUUGCCAUAAGCUGCCAGCAGCACCACUGCGUGGCAAUCUCCAUCUUCCUCGUUUCGCGGGGUGCUCCAUAGAAGGACAUAAAGCAGAGAAUACCUACUCUUUGGCACAAGCGUAUUCCAUCAACAGGCUUGUUGCUGUUCCAUCAUUGAUGAGGGCAAUACUUCCUGCUUUGCAAAGCGCAUAUAAUAUGGGGGUUCAGAGCUCCUUAAACUUACUAGUGCUAAGUGGUGAAGUUCUAUAUCUGGAUUUAUUGGGUAUGCUUGUGAAGUUAUUACCCAAUAUUGCUAUCUUGAAUUUGUAUGGAAGUACAGAGGUGUCUGGCGAUUGUACAUAUUUUGAUUGCAAGCGGUUGCCGUUGAUCAUGGACAGUGAGAAACUAAGCAGUGUUCCAAUUGGUUUGCCUAUCUCUAACUGUGAUGUAGUGCUUGUUGGAGAAGAUGCGCCAAAUCAAGGAGAGAUAUAUGUCAGUGGACUCUGCACAUCUGUGGGAUACUUUUGUUAUUCUUCUAUUAUGCCACUGGACCACAUACUGCUACCUCAAGAAUCUUAUUUUGGCUGUUCCAGCAGUGUGCUUAAAAGUCAAUACUAUUUUAGGACUGGUGAUUUUGCCAGAAAGCUUCAAAGUGGUGACUUGGUUUUUUUGGGCAGAACAGACCGCCGUAUAAAGGUUAAUGGCCAGCGCANACUCUUAUUUUGGCUGUUCCAGCAAACAGACCGCCGUAUAAAGGUUAAUGGCCAGCGCAUUGCUCUUGAGGAGAUUGAAAGCACGCUAAGGGAGCAUCCAGAUGUAGUUGAUGCUGCAGUGAUUUCCCGUAAUGGUCAAGGGGAAGUCACAGUUCUUGAAGCAUACUUGGUGACAAAACUGAAGGAUGAAAGUGGAGAAGGUCUGAUAUCCUCAAUUAGAAGUUGGAUGAUCAACAAAGUUCCCCUGGCAAUGAUUCCUAGUCACUUCUUCUUUACCCAAUCAUUCCCCAUGUCCUCCACAGGGAAAGUGGAAUACACAUCACUGGCCAGUUCAACACGUCCCAUGAGACAUGUCAGAAAUGAGAUUGAAGAGAGUGACCUCUUGCAAGUUAUAAAAAAGACCUUUUGUGAUGUUUUGAUGGUUGAGAACGUCUCUGAUGAUGACAAUUUUUUCGAAAUGGGUGGUACUUCCAUUUCUGCUGCGCAUGCUUCCUAUAAUUUAGGAAUAGAUAUGAGGUUGCUAUAUGCAUUUCCAAAUCCAUUGAAGCUUCAACUGGCCCUUCUGGAAGAGGAAAGGUUGAGCAAUCAUGAUCUAAGAAUUGAUGCUUAUUUGGGAGUGGAUGUGAAAAUGCUUGAUGGUGGCUCACUUCUCUCUUUUGAUUCUAGGACUUCUGAUAAUUAUAGCAGUAAGCCACGUGGAAGGUUGUUUAGAACCCUCUCUAACAUCAAUCCUGUUUACCCUACCAAAUACUUGAAGAUGGAUUCAAAUUCGUGCAUGAAGUUAAAGGAUGAAAGGCCUAAAGAUGGCUAUUUUUGGGAUCAAAGCUCAAUACACAUGGCAUGUUCAUUUAGCCGGUGCAACAACAUUGUGCAUGAAGGGGAGUAUGAGGGGAAUACUUUAUGUCAUGCAGUUUGGUCACUAAAAAUUCCAAGGGACCAAAAAGGUCGUAUGAAAAGGUUGUGGCAAGUGCACAUGGAGUCCUGUGUUGAUGCGUCACCACUUGUUGUGUUUAAAGAAAGGGACAUCCUUGUAUUUAUUGGAUCUCACUCGCACAAAUUUCUAUGUAUCAAUGCCAAAAGGUGA
Messenger RNA from Ilex paraguariensis (yerba mate), 2115 nucleotides. The record is from the annotation of a GenBank genome assembly. NCBI's taxonomy places the organism in Eukaryota, Viridiplantae, Streptophyta, Magnoliopsida, Aquifoliales, Aquifoliaceae.